AUGCCGUCUUUGGGAUGUGGAACGUGUCGAGCGCGCAAAGUUCGCUGUGAUCAGACCUUGCCGAAAUGCAAUCGGUGCAUCAAGGCGGGUCGAGACUGCGAAGGCUACGGCUUGCGUCUCUCUUGGCCUCGUCAUAAUGACAAGCGCCGUGCUAUGGUUGGACCACAUUCUAAAACACGAUCCAAGGGCAUCCCAUUGGAUCACCACCGGCUAGUGAAUGCUUCUUCGAGAGACAUGGAGUUACAUCAAAUGAUCUCGAAAUUAGCUCAGAAAUACAGCGUGGGAGUUGAUGCAGUACCCGAUACACCUAUCAAGCUUGUCGAGGAUACGAUUUUAGCCAGACAAGCCAGACAGGCCACACCUUUCAUAUUACUAAACUCUCCCGCAACAGGGGUUCUUGCAGAGUUGAGCCCAACCAACAAGAUCUUAUUCCAGUAUUCGGUACUAAGGUCUUCUAUUGCCCUAGCAUCGUCCCAUCGUGACAACGAGGUGUAUGCAACGGCACGAUCCAAGGUUGCUGCACUACGAGCCUUGGCCAAGUCGCUACAAGGUUUUAUUGGCGUGAGCGACUCGGCUUGUCAUAUCGGAGCUGGGAUCAUAUUGUCUACUUUAGAGGUACAACAAAGCUCGACGACGUCAAGUCACUGGCUAUGGUAUGCCUGUGGCGCUGCGAAACUCGUCAAAACAUCUGGUCUCGAUGAGAUCACAACAGAUAGAGAUAUGACAUCACUGCUGUUUGUUCGAACGGACAGAAGUGUUCAACUCUGUGACGGUGGCAUCCGAUCCACGGUCCAAUACAUCAGAAUACAUUCAUCGGCUCCAGACACUAGACUAAGUUUAGCACCUAUCAAGAGAUUGAUCGAGAUCAUGUGGGUGCAGCAGGAUCUGCUGGAUGAUGACUUGGAUUAUGUUUGCAAGCUUGGUGUUAUUCUUAGCUCCAGUCAAAAAUCUGUUCCGGCAUUCCUAUAG
Messenger RNA from Fusarium graminearum PH-1, 969 nucleotides. RefSeq lists its product as uncharacterized. Gene Ontology annotation, biological process: regulation of DNA-templated transcription. The record is from RefSeq and is a predicted model, not a curated record. Bases 1 to 969 code for a protein of 322 amino acids. Lineage: Eukaryota; Fungi; Ascomycota; Sordariomycetes; Hypocreales; Nectriaceae. Gene Ontology annotation, molecular function: DNA-binding transcription factor activity, RNA polymerase II-specific; zinc ion binding. The transcript is spliced from 7 exons.